Messenger RNA from Blastocystis hominis, 1221 nucleotides. RefSeq lists its product as hypothetical. The record is from RefSeq and is a predicted model, not a curated record. Lineage: Eukaryota; Bigyra; Opalinata; Blastocystidae. The coding region runs from base 1 to 1221 and encodes 406 amino acids. The transcript is spliced from 6 exons.
AUGGAAGUAAAUCGGUCCGCAUCAUUUAUUCGCCAGAAUCUAGAUAUUUUGGGAUUUAAAAACGAGGAAGAAGCUUUCAUUACGACUCUUAUGGAAUUACUGGAUAACAGCAUCGAUGCGGUUGUUCAUAAACCUAAGACUCCUGUAGAAGAACGUAGUAUCGUGAUAACAGUUUCGAAGGAUGAAAAUGCGAAUACUAUUCAAGUAGUUGAUAAUGGAAUAGGAAUGGAUUGCGAUUCUAUCCCCGAACUAUGUGGAGGGAUUUUCAACUCAUCGAAACAAAAGAAAGGUUCCUAUAUCGGAAAAUAUGGAAUUGGACUGAAGGCGAUCAUGCUUUAUUAUCAAAUAGCUCUCAACGUGUCCAGCAGCACCACCGAGGAGCUGUCCAUAACAUCAUACCACUCAUUCUCUGUAAAUCCCAAACUCCCAAACCCAAAUCCCUCCAACCCAAUUUCAGUGGAACAAAAGUUCGAAUCGUCGGAGUUCCUGGCGAUCUCUCAACGCUCUGGGAAUGGUCCAAUUCGUAGACCUAUCGGCGAUUCUAACAUCCAGCUAUGUUCAAUACCUGCGCUUCAUCAAUCUCCCUUGCUCUCUCUCCAUCGAAAUCGAAGGCUUCCCUUGUCUGAGUCAUGUUUUCGUUUGGCGAUGUUCUUUGGAGUCAAGUCAUUCCCUCUCCACCCCAAUCCCAUUUUCACACACACUAUCAAAAGGAUUCGUUCACGCUUCACGCUUCAUUGCUCUUUUUGCCCACUUCUCAUCCGUUCGUGCAGCAAAUUCGGCAGAAAAAACCUCGUGCGAUGGCUGUCGUUCUUCGAUUUGCCAAUUAGUUUUUCAUCCACGCUUCGUUUGAGGCCUAGCAAACCACUCAUAACAACUACUUCCUGCGGUUUGCUCUCUGGCAUCCAGCAUUAUCCCAAUUGGUCCCAGUUCGGAUAUGCUUUUCGUCACGCGCAUCCCGGUCCGAAUCCCUAUUUUACUCUCAUAAACGGAACAAACAUGGACUUUGAAAUGAGUGAAAUGGUUGUUUUGGUGACACAUUUGCUCACUUCCGAUCCUGCACCCUUCGCAUCGAUGAAGAAAACAGCGCUUCAAGAAUCAAAGGAACUCGACGAGUGUACAAAGCAAGUCGUGUUUGAACAAACUACUCAAAGAAGCAAAGCAGAGCAAUCCCAUGAAGUUCCUGACACGCACCCAAACAAAACAAUAGUUGUAUGUGUAUAA